Molecule: messenger RNA, 1104 nt
Organism: Besnoitia besnoiti
Lineage: Eukaryota; Apicomplexa; Conoidasida; Eucoccidiorida; Sarcocystidae
Product: SAG-related sequence
Exons: 1
Coding region: 1-1104 (367 amino acids)
Cellular component (GO): membrane
Source: RefSeq, a predicted model, not a curated record
AUGGCAGUUUCCCUGGCACUUUCGUUAGACGGUCGCGCCGUCCCUGGGACUGUAAAGAGACCAGCAAAACGGUUGGGUCGUGCAACAUGUCGAAGUAGACUCCCGCGUGCAGCGGUUCUUGUCGUUGUGGCAAGUUUUUCCCUUGGUCUCACGUCGUCUCUCGCGGCAGCAGCAGCGGCAGAGUCCACGUCCAGCACUUGCGAGACGCGUGGCAAGCAGAUCUGGUGCAACUGCGGUCAGUCCGCAGGCGACAACUCGUUGUCCGCCGUUCUGUCAAGAGAGAACAAUGUGCUCAGUGUGACCUGCCCAGAGGGUCAAAAGUGUGCGCCUAGUGAGCUGAAGGACAAGCUCGUCUGUCAACUUGGCGCGGACGCGUUCACGUCGUGCGCCCUCGACCUCCACACACUUCUUGCCGGCCGACCGUCGAACGCGGUGUGGAAAGAUUGCUCAGAGGCGCAGAAAGCUGCAGAGGCUCCGUGCAAGACUCUCACGCUACCUCAAGAAAACUUCCCAUUCAUCGACGCAGGGUUUUUCGUGGGAUGUGAGCAGGGUGGCGAGACGAAAUGUACAGUAGCUGUGACGCUGGAGGCCAGGCCUAGCACGACAGAGGGACAGAUCGUGACGUGCGCCUACGGCACUACCAGCAAUCCUUCGCACCAAGCGGUGACGCUGAAUCCCUCCCAGAACAGCCUAACGCUAGUGUGUGGAGACAAGGGAGAAGUGCUGCCGCAGCGGUACGACGAGGCUUACUGUUCUUCAGAGCUGAAGGGAGACGAGGAUUCUUGCGAAGGGAACUACUCGUGGAUUCUCCCCGGGUACGAUCUGAAGUGGUGGACUAGGCACGCUGACUCGAACUCGUUCACUCUAUCGAUCCCGCCGGAAAGGUUUCCGGCCGAGGAAGCGAAGAUUAUUGUGGGAUGUCGGCAUACCAAGGCAGCAGCCUACAGUCAGAGAGAUCAAGAGCUUGCGUCGAGCUCGACUGUCUGCAACGUUGACGUGACCAUCGAGGCCAGCCUGGCGGUCGCUGUGUCGCCAACUGCUGCAGCGGUCUUUGGUGUAUUCGCGGGUGCGGCCGUGAUGACGGUACUAUCUCAAGACGCGUGA